Messenger RNA from Seriola aureovittata, 1218 nucleotides. It is a transcript of the gene bbln, whose product is annotated as bublin coiled coil protein. Bases 287 to 622 code for a protein of 111 amino acids. The record is from RefSeq and is a predicted model, not a curated record. The transcript has 2 exons. Lineage: Eukaryota; Metazoa; Chordata; Actinopteri; Carangiformes; Carangidae.
CCAUAAUCCAUUGGUUCCGUAAACAAAUCCCCGACGUCUGGAAAUGACAGGUCAAACUAUCUAACUGGCACCUUCCGCCUGGGAUCUGUCGGUUUAUCGAAAGCGUUUGAAAAUAACGUUGAAGUUGAUAUUUAUCAUUGCAUUCGGUGUCAUCGGUGCUGAAUUUGAAUUGUUGCUCGCCGAGACAUUUACUAAUACCAGUUAGCUUGUAGCCUAGCUAGCUUGGCAGUACAAAAAGUAACUCUUUCUGUAACAAAGUAGACUAAUAAACGUGAAUAUUUGAAUAAUGUCUGGACCGAAUGGAGAUCCAAAUAUCUCUAUCGACGAUGGUAUUAUAAACGACGAGGAUGAAUUCGGCGAUGAAGAGUACGUUGCCAUCAACUCUAUGCUAGAUCAGAUCAACUCUUAUCUUGAUGACCUGGAGGAGCGCAAUGAUGCACUCAAUGGCAAACUGCAUGAACUAAUGGAGUCCAAUCGGCAAGCCAGGCUGGAGUUCAGGGCCCAGCUGCUCGGCUCCCAAACCCAGGAGGAACAGCAUUCUGCAGAUGGGGACUCCUCAUCUAGCAAGAAGGACCUGAACGAGGACAGUGGAGGCUCGCAUAUGAGUGACAAAAGCGGGUAGACGAAGGGGACUGAGUUCAGCAAAAUGCAAGGAUAGAAAAUAUUUAUGAAAGUUGACUCAACUUCUGACCUCCCAUUUUUUGGACUAGUGACCCCUGAUCUGCAUAGUCCAUGCCUGCCUGAUUCUUCUGUGAAUUUACACCCUCAUCAGCAGACGUGUAUACGAUUGUGAUAUUUUGCAUCUCUUCUAUCACUGAACUCAAUGCAAUUUUCCUGUUGUUGGACUGUGGUGUGCUGAUGUUCUUCAGCUUCUCAUACAAGUCAGACAUCACAGUUAGUUUGUACUCUGUUGCAGACUUAACUGAAUCUUAAGUCAGAUGUGUAGCUGUGUAAAAAGCUGUGUCCUUUUGUGCAGAGCUUUGUUCCGGUUCAUGUGAAAUAUCAUUAAAACAAUUACUAAAGCUGGAAACAUAUCAGUUUUUUUUAAAUUAAUAAAAAAGGUGUGGAAUCAGUGCUCAAACUACAGGAUUGUGCUCAGAUUCCUGACUUAAAACCAUAUGUACAGCCAUAUGUUGUAUAGAUCAGUAUGAACCUUCCACAUGCUUAUAAGUCAGUCCUCAUGACGAGUCAGUAGUGUGUCUGGCUUUGGAGAAAGCA